AUAAUAGCCAGGACAUGGAAGCAACCUAGAUGCCCAUCAGCAGACGAAUGGAUAAGGAAGCUAUGGUACAUAUACACAAUGGAAUAUUACUCAGCCAUUAUAUUUAACUUUUAAAUAAAGCUUUUAUAAUAUAUGUGGCCCUUAAUCAGGAUUUUUUCCCCAUCUGUCCCUUCUGUUGCUGAAUAAUUUAUCUCUUUUGUGCUCUACAUAUGACCAGUUAUUUUGCAUACUGUUUUGGAUUGCUGAAGUGGCAACAUCUGGAACAGUUCCUGUGACCAUUUUAGCUUUGGGGAGUCAGGCAGCUGCCCUGAGACCUGUUUCAGUCAGGUUGAGGUCAGAAAUGCUCAUCUGCUUUUGUUUCCAUGAAACAGGCUGUCCUGGAGCUCUGGGCAGACACAGGUAUCUUCUGUGCCCUUCAAUAAGCAGGCAAAAUCAUGCAUCACAACCUUAGCCUGGUAUGACCCCUUAGAAACAGGUUCCCCAGCUUUCUCACAUGCUCGUUUUCUUGCUUUUUGUAGUUGCCUAUGAUUUUAGGCAACUCCUUUAGAAGACAAAUGCAGCUCUUCAGGUUGCUUCAAGGAUCAGGGCAGUGACUUUUUGCAGCCUCUUACUACUUCUGUAUUUUAUUGAAAUGUCUCUAUUUCCCUCAGCUAGGAGUUUGGAUCUACUUUGCCCCGUUCCCCUCUCCACCAGCCUUUUUCCUCUCACUUAAUUUGUUUCUGUCUACAGCUUUGAUCUCUUUGGAGAAAAAGCAUCAGGGCACUAGAGUAUUAUUACUGGCCUCUGUUUGUUUAUUUUUGCAAAUACAGUAUAAUUGGUAGUUGGUCUUUUGGCCAGCCUGAUAUCACCUGACCCUCAGCAGCCCUCGUUCCUACAGGUUACUCUAUGGGAGAAAAAUUAGCUUUACCCAUUUUUGUUUUCAUUGAUGUUGGUGAGAGCCUUGAAGUGAUGAUGACUUUUUGGAUGUGGAAAAAAGCAGAGCCAAGGGAAUACCAAUAAUUAUGCUAAUCUGAGAGCAUUAAAUCUUCAAAUAUUAUGCAUUUUUGGAUAAGCAAUUCUGUUGUUUUUGAAGUGUGGUUGUCUUUUUGUUUCUUGGGUGGUGGCCUGUAAUUUUGUAUUAAAGGAAAAAUACCUAAUCCUUCUUUGUUGACUUGCUGUGGAAAUAGGACUGACUUAUUUCUUGUUUUCUUUUGUGUGUAUGCAUGCAAGAUUUUUUUUGGAGUGUUCAUGAAAGGAAGCUAGGAGGAUGUGUGGGUCUAAUAAUAUACUACUUUGUGUAUGAAGAUGAAACUAAUAAUAAUAAUAAUGAUAGCAUCAUCAAGGGUGAGAGACUUGUAACUUUCAAAGCAUAAUUUCUUUUAUAGACUUAUUUUUCUCAGUCAAAACAGUGAUUUCAGCUACUUUCCCUAUAGUGAUGAUGGAUCUGUGAGAGCUUAUCUGACUGUUCAGUUGAGUUUGAGAGAUUCCAUCCCAGAGGUUCUUAAUUGGGGGGGAAGUACAGAAUCACCUGGGGGCCUGCUGUACAUCAGCCACGCAUAGCUCCUGCUCAGGACCUACAGACACGGGCAGUACAGAGGGAGGGGAGACCUGCUUAUUUGGAAAAACCUUCCUGGGUGAUUAAGAGGCACUGCAUCAGCCCACUCCCUCUGCUGGACCCCUCCAGGGAUUGUGGUCAUCUGUCAUGGUGUGGGGAGAGUGGGGACACCAUGCCAUCUGUGCCUGGAAGCCAAGGAGAGUGAUUACUCAUCUGGGAAUUAUGUAGAACCCACAAUAGCAAUCACUCUUGGAACCUGGUCACAGGCAGAACUCUAUUAACUCUUCUAAGCAUUGAAUAUUUGCAUUGUGCCCGGUGACUGUUCAUAGAGGGUCCUUGCAUAUACUGUCUCAUGUAACCGUUUAAACCAGUUCUAUCACCAGAGAAAUGUGUUAGCAGCCCCUUGAAAGAAAAUGAGCCUUCAGCUAGAUUCAGGAGAUAGGAUCUGAGGAGAGUGCCUUAAUGGAUUUUCACCAGUAAGGGUUUCUUGAACCUCGGUUUCUUGGUCCGUAGUAUGGAGUUAAUGCUAUACACCUUACAGGACUGGGAAAGAAGUAAAGAGUCCAUAAUGCUAUGGACUGGGGAAGAAAUAAGAGUGAUAGGGGCUCAGGUGCUGCCUCUGUUCCAUGAACCCUUCCUUAGCCUCCCUGAGUAGCCUUGUCUUCAUUUUCAAGAUGAGGAUAAGAAUAUGCACCUCCUAGGCUUGUUGUGAGGACUGCAUGUGAUUCAGUAAGAAAAACACCUUGCUUUCUGCUUGGUACAUGGCAGAUAUUUAAUCCAUGGUAGGGAUCUUCCUUGCUGCUUUGUAUUACAGGACUCUGAGGAUGGCAGGGAUGUGUUUUGGACAGCUAUCACCCUGAGAGGGUCUACCUCAUGUCCUGCAUUCCUAUAGUGAUAGUUAUAAUAAUGGUAGAAAGAGCUCCCUUUUAUUGAGUGAUUUUAUUGAGUUCCAGCCACUGUACUGGGCAUUGGGCCUACGUGGGGAGAAAAAGAUGGAUGUGGUUCCUGACCUCACUGAGUGUAACAAUGAGAAGACCCUAAAGAGAAAGUUUUCAAAGCAUUACUCUUCUUUGUGUGUAUAAGGGGAAAGCUUUAAUGUAGUAGGAUGGCUUCUAAAUGUGUAUUUCAUAACAUAGGGGGCAGAGUGUGGAACAUGUCUACUGGGAGGAAACUGGACUUUUGCAUUUCCUGCAUGCUUGUGCUUUUCAGUUUGUGGCUAUAAUGCUGCCCUGACGGAGGUUUGGCAGUUAAUAUUUCCCAGGGCAGCACGAUGUAAAUGCCCUGUGGUCUGUACUUACUAGAAGGAUAUACCCAGGGCAGAGUAGGGGGGAAAGGACCAUUUUCAAAGUCCCCCUUGAAGAAUUUUGUUGAGUUUUAUCUUGAAUUUCUCCCCAUCUCCUUCCUCAAACAUUCCUGGUGCUUGAUAUGCAUAAACUAUGCCCAUGUCUUGGAAAAUUCAGGUUUGACCACCAUAAAUUGGUUCAUAUUUCCAGCAGGGCAGUUAUUUAAUUUCCUGUUGGAAGUCUACAAAUGUUGGCACUGUUCACUCUUUGGCAAAGGACCAAAAACCAGUACAGUAUCAUUAGUCUGCUCUGGUGUAUAGAUUAAAGCACGAUUGUCUUUAAUAAGAGGCCAUCCCUGUUUAGGAUGGGGCUUGGGGGACUGCAAGGGCAUGGGGAAGCAUAAUCGAGCUUUCUAAUCAAAACCAAAGUGCAAUGACUGGGAUUCACUCAUGAAAAGGGUUAGGAGGAGGGCAGAGCUCUGUUUCCUUGUCUUGAUUUCAUUUGUUUGGGUUAUUUUUCUCUAGACCCUGGGAGAGUUUGGGAGGUUGAGACUGGCCAGGUCUGUGCCAUACCCUCAUUAAGGCUUCCCAGCUCCCUCCUCUUCUCUGGAUGUAUUGCUCCUGGGAGCCACCCAUCUCCAGAGUGCCCCGGGGGAGAAACAUGGAGUGUCUCCACAGAACCCACUGUCAUAACUGCCAUGAGGUAGAGCUGGUAUUUACUUACUGAGGCUCUGAAAUGGGUGAGGCGCUUUACAUAUAUCCUUUCCAAUUUUCACAAUAACCCUGUGAGAUAUGAAUUAUUAUUGCUGUAUUGAGGAUGAGACUGUUGAGGGGCAAAGAGAGUAAGUCAUCUGCAGCCAGUGAGUAUCUGAGCUGGGUUUGAACUCAGUGUGAUCUCUCUGAAAGGUUGUUCCUCUUUCCAUGUGCUGUGUCUGGACCCUAGCAGGGUUCUGAAGAAAGAAAGGGCUUGAGAUUUUGGAGGGAAGGGUGAGCAGCUUGAAAAUUUGGGGCUUGGAGGAUUAUUCCUAGAUACUUCUUACCAUGUUAGCCUUGUCUUUAGUUGGCAAGGAUCCUUCAGUGUUGGCUCCUUAGUAGAAUAAGCACAGAGACGUAUUUUCCCCCCUCCAAACACUGUAUCGUGAAAAAUGUCAUAUAUGGAAAAGCUGAUGAUGGUAUAUUCUUAAGUUCUGCCAGUUCUUCCUCUCUUCUCUGUACCAGACACCAUGCUAACUGCUUUAUUCACCUUAGCUCAUUUAUUCUUUCAGUAUUCCCAAUUUAUAGAUGAGCAGACUCUUUCACAGAGAGGUGAACUUCUUAUUUCUCUAAUUAGUAAAUUACACAGCUGGGAUUUGAACCUGGUGCGUGGAGACCGUGCUGUGGUAUUUCUCUGCAUUUCAAUGAAUUCUUCUCAGUGUUUCUGUUCUUUUUCAAUAUCAUAUUAUUUAGAAAAACAGGGUCUAGAUGGGAGGUCUUCAAAGGUUACUGAUAAGGCAAAAUUGCUAAAGCCCCAGAAAUUGAAGGCUCCCAGAAGCUUCCAAAGAAUCUCUGGAGCAAGCUGUAGUUUCCUUGAGCACCUCUGUCAGACCUUCUCUGGGGAAGGGGCAGUAGUUCUGCUCUCCCCAGAGUAGCCUUUGGAGUUUUUUUUUUUUUUUUAAUGAUUGACUCAACAUCUUCCUUUUACAUGUUAAAAAAAUCCAAACUCUACCUUGGGUCAUCAGAGUGUUAAUUUUUUUUUUUUUUGAUAGUGGGAUCAUCUUUGGCUUCCUCAGACCUCUAGAUAGUACAUCUUCCUUUCCUGGGACAGAAGGUGGUAUUUGUAGGCACUGAUUCAUGGGAGCAGGUAUCAUAGUGUAUGUGAUUUUUGUAGGGGACCAAGCAUGAAUGAUAAUUGGUGCUUUUCAGCUUCUGCAUGUUUGAGCCUGCUUCUUUACUGAUUGGAUGUUACCUUGAGCAAGUCAGGACUUCCGUGGUGGCCCACACUGUAAAGAAUUUGUCUGCAAUGCAGGAGACCCACGUUCCGUCCCUGGGUGGGGAAGAUCCCCUGGAGAAGGGAAUGGCUACCCACUCUAGUAUUCUUAUCUGGAGAAUUCCAUAGACAGAGGAAGCUGGCAGGCUACAGUUCAUGGAACUGUAGCAAGUCACAUAGCUUCUUAAACUCUGGGCCUCCCUGCAACAGUAAUCAUUGUCAGGAAGAUAGAUCCUUCCAUCAGGAAAUUUAAUCUUCUUAAGGAGGCAGGACAUAUAUUCAUGGAAAAGAUACUGCUGAAGAGGGAGGGCAUAGCAACAGACAGGAAUUGCUCUAGAGAGGCAGUGAAGAGAGAAGUGAUUUGGUUGGCAUAGUUGAGGGGAGGAAGAGAAAGUACCUGGGGCUUAAACUUGGGUUCAAAUCUCAGUGCUGUCACUCAAUAGGUGUGUAAUUUUAGAUUCAGUGGUCUUCAAGUUUCCACCAUAAAAUGCAGUUAAUAACACCUGUAUCAGUAUCAUUGCUAGGAUUAAGCUUACAUAACACAUGUAGAGCUCCUAACAUAGUAGUUCGUGUUGCUUGUGUUGUUCAGCCACAAAGUCAUGUCCAGCUCUUUUGCAGCCCCAUGAACUGUAGCCCGCCAGGCUCCUGUGUCCGUGGGAUUUCCCAGGCAAGAAUACUGAAGUGGGUUGCCAUUUCCUUCUCCAGAGGGUCUUCCCAACCCAGGGAUUGAACCCGUGUCUCCUGCAUUGCAGGUGGAUUCUUUAGCACUGAGCUGUUAGGAAAGCCAACCAUCUCAUAGUAGUUGGCAAUUAAAAGAUAUCUCUUAUGAGUAGGAAAUGGGGGAAACUGAGGCAGGUCUUGAUACCGGAACAGGAUUUGGGUGUAUGAAAUGACCCAGUCCUGAAAGUAUUUUAGAAAUCACCAUAUCAUCAAGAAGCAUAUUUGAAAUCCCAGAUUCUUCUCUUAAUAAGGCAUGCUUGUUUUAUUUAAAUUUGUUUGCUUGUUUGGUAAAAUGGAAAGAUGUCAACAUGUCAGGCAAUUGGGGGUUCUCUCCCUCCCACCCUCCUCACAGCCCCUGAAAUCUAUUGUAAUUUUCUACACACCUGUUUGAUUAUUUAAUGAAAUCUAUCUCUCCAUACUGCAACAGGCACAAAGAACCAGUGUUCAGUAAGAAUCAACAUUGGAAAUUGAGGCUAUAAUUGCACUAUUGCAUUUUUUUUUUUCUUUUUGGUGUUUUGUUUUUAGUUAGGAGGUCAGGAGGAGGGAAAAUUGCUGCAGAAGAACUGAAAUCCUGGUCUAGCACUCUGAGUGAAUUUUUUCUUCCCUUUCUUCUAUCCUACCUUGCAGUCAUUUCCUCUGUGUGCGGAUUAGGGUUUGAUGUGAAUUUUGACUUUCACUGAGAUUAGUUCUUUUAUGGCCUUGAGGAAUGUGUGGAUAAAGAACUUAAAACAUAUCAGGAGUUGACAGUAAAGUUCAAAAGUCAAAUGAAAGUUCUAAAUGUGUCACUUUCUUGGAGUGGUUCUGUAGUGGUAGUAUUAGGACUUUAUAAACAUUUUCUCAUAUGAUCUUUCUAACAACCCUUUGUUAUAAGAUAGGUAUUAUUUUUCAGUGUUAUUAAGUCAUUUGUUAAUUUCUUGACAGGUAUUGUUUUUAUUGCUAUUAUACAGAUGGAGACACAGGGGACAUGGAUGAGAGAAUAACUUGUGUGAGGUGAUGCAGCUAGGAAUUACCUGGGAUUUGAACCUAGUUCUCUGACUCCAAGCCCUUCCUCUGAGUCUAGGUGGAAUGCACUCCAUUACAGGCUUCUCUCCUGUAGCAGAAACAGAGUUGUCAGUCACUGCUGAGUUAGUGCCUACCUCAUCAUGGAACAUUUCAAGUGAACUCGACAAAGAUUCUUACCUGACCCUCGAUGAGCCGAUGAAUAACAUCACCACGUCCCUGGGGCAGACGGCUGAACUGCACUGCAAAGUCUCGGGGAAUCCACCUCCCACCAUCCGCUGGUUCAAAAAUGAUGCCCCUGUGGUCCAGGAGCCCCGGAGGAUCUCCUUUCGGGCAACCAACUAUGGCUCUCGACUGCGGAUUAGAAACCUUGAUACCACAGACACAGGCUACUUCCAGUGUGUGGCGACAAAUGGCAAGAAAGUGGUUUCUACCACCGGAGUCUUGUUUGUCAAGUUCGGCCCCCCUCCCACUGCAAGUCCAGGAUCUUCAGAUGAGUACGAAGAAGAUGGAUUCUGUCAGCCAUACAGAGGGAUUGCCUGUGCAAGAUUUAUUGGCAACCGCACUGUCUACAUGGAGUCUUUGCACAUGCAAGGGGAAAUAGAAAAUCAGAUCACAGCUGCCUUCACCAUGAUCGGCACCUCCAGUCACCUAUCCGAUAAGUGUUCUCAGUUCGCCAUCCCGUCCCUGUGCCACUACGCCUUCCCUUACUGUGAUGAAACCUCGUCGGUCCCAAAGCCCCGGGACUUGUGUCGCGAUGAAUGUGAAAUCCUGGAAAAUGUCCUGUGUCAAACAGAGUACAUUUUUGCGAGAUCAAAUCCCAUGAUACUGAUGAGGCUGAAACUGCCAAACUGUGAAGAUCUCCCCCAGCCCGAGAGUCCCGAAGCUGCAAACUGUAUCCGGAUUGGAAUUCCCAUGGCGGAUCCCAUCAAUAAAAAUCACAAGUGCUAUAACAGCACAGGCGUGGACUACCGGGGCACCGUCAGUGUGACCAAAUCGGGGCGCCAGUGCCAGCCCUGGAAUUCCCAGUAUCCCCACACGCACACCUUCACCGCCCUCCGCUUCCCAGAGCUGAACGGAGGACACUCCUACUGCCGCAACCCGGGAAAUCAGAAGGAAGCUCCCUGGUGCUUCACCUUGGAUGAAAACUAUAAGUUUGACCUGUGCGACAUCCCAGCAUGUGAUUCAAAGGAUUCCAAGGAGAAGAAUAAAAUGGAAAUCCUGUACAUACUGGUGCCCAGUGUUGCCAUCCCCCUGGCCAUUGCUUUGCUCUUCUUCUUCAUUUGUGUCUGUCGCAAUAACCAGAAGUCGUCAUCACCGCCUGUCCAGAGACAACCGAAACAUGUCAGAGGCCAAAAUGUAGAGAUGUCAAUGUUGAACGCGUAUAAACCCAAGAGCAAGGCUAAAGAGCUGCCUCUUUCUGCUGUACGUUUUAUGGAAGAGUUGGGUGAAUGUGCCUUUGGAAAGAUCUAUAAGGGCCAUCUCUAUCUCCCAGGCAUGGACCAUGCUCAGUUAGUUGCUAUAAAGACCUUGAAGGACUAUAACAACCCCCAGCAAUGGACAGAAUUUCAACAGGAAGCCUCCCUGAUGGCAGAACUACACCACCCCAACAUUGUCUGCCUUCUGGGAGCUGUCACUCAGGAACAACCUGUGUGUAUGCUUUUUGAGUAUAUGAAUCAGGGAGAUCUCCAUGAGUUCCUUAUCAUGCGGUCCCCACAUUCAGAUGUUGGCUGUAGCAGUGAUGAAGAUGGGACUGUAAAAUCCAGCCUGGAUCACGGAGAUUUUCUACAUAUUGCAAUUCAGAUUGCAGCUGGCAUGGAAUACCUGUCUAGUCACUUCUUUGUUCAUAAGGAUCUUGCAGCUCGCAAUAUUUUAAUUGGAGAGCAACUUCAUGUGAAGAUUUCAGACCUUGGGCUUUCCAGAGAAAUAUAUUCUGCUGAUUACUACAGGGUGCAGAGUAAGUCUUUGCUGCCCAUUCGCUGGAUGCCCCCUGAAGCCAUCAUGUAUGGCAAAUUCUCUUCUGAUUCAGAUAUCUGGUCUUUUGGAGUUGUCUUAUGGGAGAUUUUCAGUUUUGGACUCCAGCCAUAUUAUGGAUUUAGUAAUCAGGAAGUGAUCGAAAUGGUGAGAAAACGACAGCUGUUGCCAUGCUCUGAAGACUGCCCACCCAGGAUGUACAGCCUCAUGACAGAGUGUUGGAAUGAGAUUCCUUCCAGGAGACCAAGAUUUAAAGAUAUUCAUGUCCGACUUCGGUCCUGGGAGGGACUCUCAAGUCAUACCAGCUCUACUACUCCUUCCGGCGGAAAUGCCACCACUCAGACAACCUCCCUUAGUGCCAGCCCAGUGAGUAAUCUCAGCAAUCCCAGAUAUCCCAAUUAUAUGUUCCCGAGCCAGGGUAUUACACCACAGGGCCAGAUUGCUGGUUUCAUCAGCCCACCAAUACCUCAGAACCAGCGAUUCAUCCCCAUCAAUGGAUACCCAAUACCUCCUGGAUAUGCUGCAUUUCCAGCUGCCCACUAUCAGCCAACAGGUCCUCCCAGAGUGAUUCAGCACUGCCCGCCUCCCAAGAGUCGGUCCCCCAGCAGUGCUAGUGGGUCGACUAGUACUGGUCAUGUGACCAGCUUGCCUUCAUCAGGAUCCAAUCAGGAAGCAAAUAUUCCCUUACUACCACACAUGUCGAUUCCAAAUCAUCCCAGUGGGAUGGGUAUCACCGUUUUUGGCAACAAAUCUCAAAAACCCUACAAAAUGGACUCAAAGCAACCGUCUUUGCUAGGAGACUCCAACAUUCAUGGACACACCGAAUCUAUGAUUUCUGCAGAACUGUAAAAUGCACGACUUUUGUAAAUGUGGUAUACAGGAGAAACUAGAAAGUCGUAGAAAAGAUUUAUAUUCAAAUAUUUUUAUUAAAGUAAGGUUCUCAUUUAGCAGACACUGCAACAAGUAUCUUCUGUGAAGUUUAACUGUGUCUUACCAACCAGGGCAGACACCAGCCAGAAAAGAAACGUUGUGGGAUCAACACUCCCAUCAGGGUGUAUGCCCUGACACUGGGAUUGGGACAUCUGGUUUCAAGUACUGAGCACUGUAAACCAGUGAAGAGGAAAAGGACCUUAUGAUUAAGUAUCAAACCAAAAAGGAAAGUCAAAUGGUGCUUUAUGUAUUCACCUUUGGUCACCAUGACUGUUCUCUCUCCAAAAUGUAUAUACCAUAGCAUUUGUCUACCUGCUGUCUUUUCUUCAGGACAGAUGUUCAGGAAUUACAUUGAUUCAGUUUAGAUUCUAUGCAUGUUUGUAUGGAAGUGAUGUUCAGAAUCAAUGAGGAAACUUUAGGCCAAAUUUAAAAUCCCAAAUGGAAACGAGCCAUAAAACAAGUGUAAGUUUCUAAGACAAGUGUAAGAUUCUGAAGCCUUCUAUACAGUGGGGCUUCUUGGAGAAGGUGCAGAGUACACUUCUCUCUGAAUCUCCUAUGUUGAUCAUGAAGGCCUUUUCCACAGUUUACACAAGCCCUUGAAAUAACUAGGGCAUCAGAUCAUAAGAAGGCUAGAUAUGGAUGCUGAAGUUGAUUGUGGAUUGAUAGUUCUCUGUGUUGCAUUAGAAAUGAGGCACCAAAGGCAGCAGAGUCCGAAAAGCGGCCUCUUGGCCUAGAUCAGCAUCCGUGGGAAGGGAACAGGGUUCCCAUGGGGACAGCCUCACAGAAGCGUCCCUGGACCAGUAAUGUUGAAGAAUAGCGGUGUGGCUACAGAUCAGCUCAUCUGUGCUUGCCUCCUCCUGCAUAUGAGUUGCCCAAGGUAUGGGAGUACACACCAUCAGUGGACUCUGGGGAAGGAGGAAACUGUUAUCAAUAUCUAGUUAAUUUAAAGUUUCUCACACUUUAUUUUGUUAUCUGGAAAUGUUCACAGAUUUUAUUCCAGCAUCAAGAGUUAUAUGACAGUUUAUCCAUAGAGUUAGUUGGAAUCCAAAGACUAUGAAUUCUAUCUGCAAAAUAUUACAUAUCUUUGAAAACCAAGUACUGAGUUCUCACUUCAAACAUUUACCAUGAACUGAAUUUUUUAAGCUGGUAAAUAGAAGCAAAAUGAUCAUUUUUGCCUUAGUUAGAGGAAGGUAUCAAAUGUGCAUCUCAUGCCUUACCUGCUAGACAUCUUUUGCCAAACUUAGAGUUCUUAUGGGUUUCAAGUUCUAUAUAAAAAGGAAUAUUAUGAUUGAUGUUUCUCUUGUUAAACCAAAAAAAACUCCUUUAUUCUAAGAACAAUGUCUCAAAGUCUCAUUUUUUUUAAAAUUUUACAGCUGAAGAGACUUAUAAAGAGACUUACAGGAUAUAAAAUAAUUCCUGGCAAUAAUAUUUGAUAAAGAGAAUGUAAGAUAAUUAGAAGCACAUUGACAUUUCAGUUUUGUAAAAAAACAAAUUCAGUUAAGAUGAGAAAGCAAAGAAAUAUGUUUACAAAAAUGUGUGGCAAUUUUCCCAAGCAAUGAAUCUUCAGACAAGAAAACAUGGACCUAUAGGUAUUAUGAGCAUUAAAAAUUGGCUAUAUUCAGAUUUAUUUGGAAAUAAAUUAAUACAAUUUUACGGCAUAAAUAAGCGGAUUCAGCAGUUAAUUUUUUAACUUUAGGUAAAGGCGAAUAUUUGUAUCCUUUUGUUGCUAUGCAACUGUUUAAUGAUGAAGAUUCAACCACAAUUUUGUAUAUCAUACGACAAUCAAUUGUUUUCCAAGAAUAUUUAUUAUUUUAAGGAAACACAAUUUCAGUGAAUCUGAGUUUUUCUAGGAGUCCCUUAAAGGGAAAUUAGCAUUCCAUGAGCCAGUAAAAUAUCUACUCUGGAAAAACAUUACUAUGGAUAAAAAAUAAAUUCAAGUUAGUUUUUUAUAAAGAACUAUAACAUUUAUUUUAAACAUUUUAUAAUUACUGAAGUCAUUAAGGUGAACAAACUAAAUUUCAAAACCACUUGUAACAAUGUAUUUUAUAAAGCACUGUGAUACUGCAUAACACAGUCCCUUUUGUAUUAAAAUAGUAUUUUUUCAUAGACUGAAAAAUAUCUUUUGCUUUGUGGACAACAUUUUGUAAGAUGACUUUAUUUUCAGAUCUUUUCCCUUUUUUGCACAAAACGAUGUUUAUGGUUUGUAUCACAGAAAUGAAAUAUAUCUCUGCAUUUUUAUAUCUGGUCUGUUUCCUUGUUUCCUUCGUUUUUAACUCGAUAUAGUUUUUUUUUGAAUAUAUAAUGGCACUAUUCAGAUAUCUUGCCCUAUCUUUCCUUAUU
Cervus elaphus (red deer) is the source of this 11745-nucleotide messenger RNA. RefSeq names its product receptor tyrosine kinase like orphan receptor 1 (gene ROR1). The transcript has 9 exons. Lineage: Eukaryota; Metazoa; Chordata; Mammalia; Artiodactyla; Cervidae. Gene Ontology annotation, molecular function: protein binding; ATP binding; protein kinase activity. The coding region runs from base 6568 to 9324 and encodes 918 amino acids. Gene Ontology annotation, biological process: positive regulation of canonical NF-kappaB signal transduction; multicellular organism development; cell surface receptor protein tyrosine kinase signaling pathway. The record is from RefSeq and is a predicted model, not a curated record. Gene Ontology annotation, cellular component: signaling receptor complex.